Messenger RNA from Selaginella moellendorffii, 2232 nucleotides. RefSeq names its product pentatricopeptide repeat-containing protein At4g02750. Gene Ontology annotation, molecular function: protein binding. The coding region runs from base 1 to 2232 and encodes 743 amino acids. NCBI's taxonomy places the organism in Eukaryota, Viridiplantae, Streptophyta, Lycopodiopsida, Selaginellales, Selaginellaceae. The transcript has a single exon. The record is from RefSeq and is a predicted model, not a curated record.
AUGACCAACUUAGCUCUCAAGAACGCUCACCUCCUCCUGGAAUCCGUGCUGAAGUCUUCCACUCCAUCUCUCGCGGAAGUGAAAGAGAUCCAAAAAUCGAUCGGUCUAUCAUCCUCUGGCUCUCGGCUUGACAAUCUUUUGAUCCGCGCGUACGCCCACUGUGGAAGCCUCGAUGGAUCGCGCGAGCUCUUCGAUGGCAUGCGCGAGCGGACACUCUUCUCGUGGUCGAUCAUGGUGGCGGCGCACGCCCAGAGAGGGCAUCUGGAAGAAGCAUCCGCGAUCCACGAGAAGAUGCCCGCCUGGAAUGUCGUGUGCUGGAACGCGAUGCUCGCGCCACUGGCAGAUUCCGGGCGGCUGGAGUUUUCCGCCAGAAUGUUCCAAGCGAUGCCAGGGCGGAAUGCCGUGUCCUGGACGGCGGCGAUUGCUGCAAGUGCCCGAAAUGGGCAUCUGGUGUGGGCGAUGGAGCUAUUCCACAAGAUGCCUUCUACGAACGAAAUCUCUUGGGACUCCAUCACUAGGGCUCUUGCUCUGUCAGGGAAUCUCGACGAUGCGAGGCUCUAUUUCCAUCGAUCGCCCGCAAGAAUGAGCUUUGCGACUUGGAUGGCGAUCUUCCAGGCGUGUGCCAGGAGUGGCGAGCUUGAUCACGCAAAAGCCCUCUUCGAUCAAGCGAUUGAGAGGAACGAGGAUUCUUGGAGCGCGAUGCUCUGGGGAUAUGCCACGCAGGGGAGUCUGAGAGAUUCCGUGGCUGUGCUGGAGAAGAUGCCUGUGGUGGGAGUGGUCUCGUGCUCGAGCCUCGUCCAGUGUUAUACCCAAAACGGGUAUAUUCCUGAGGCGAAAGCACUCUUUGAUGGAUUGCCCGCGAGAUCGGAGGACACGUGGACGGCUCUCGCUGUGGGAUAUGCCCGCACUGGGCAUCUUGGCGAAGCGGGGGUUUUGACGGACAGGAUGCCGCGGAGGAAUCUCGUGUGCAUGGCUGCGAUUUUGCAGGCUCACGAGGGGGAUCUCCAUGCAGCGAAGGGAAUCUUUGCUGAAAUGCCAGAGAAGAACUUUACGUGCUGGAACACAUUGCUUACGUCCUAUGCUAAUGCCGAUUUGUUCGAAUGUGUGGAGCGAGUUUUCAAGAAAAUGCCAAUGCAUUGCGAGGUCCCAUGUACGACAAUGAUCUCGGUGUACGGCAGACACGGGCAUUUCCGGGAAUCUUUAGAAACGUAUGAUUCUAUGCCCAGGAAAGAUGUUGUAGCUGCCAAUGCGGUUUUGCAAGCGAAAGUGGCAAACGGGCUUCUAUGCGAGGCACUGGAGUUUUAUGAGAAGAUGCCCGUGAGGUCGAUUCCCACUUGGACAAUCAUGAUCCGGGUAUAUUCUCAAAAUGGCUGUACAGACUUGGCGAAAACUAUAUUCGAUCAAGCGUGCAAGGAUCUCGUUUCAUGGAAUGUGCUAAUGAAACUCUACGGAACCACUGGUUAUGUGCUCCAGGCAGAAGUUUUGUUUGAGAAGGCUCCGGCAAGGAAUAUCCUGUCGUGGACCGCCAUGUACUCUGCAUAUGCCCGCUGUGGGCACCUGCUGGAAACCAAAAACCUCUUUGACAAGAUGCCUAGCCGCGACAUUUAUACUUGGAACACACUCGCGUCGUGUUAUGUCUUGCAUGGAGGCUUAAGCGAGGCACGAAGUACAUUCCAAAAGAUGCCGGAGCACAGCAGGGUGACGUUCAAUGAGAUGCUCGCGGCACUUUUGCAGGACACUGGCCUGGAUCAAAUCAAAAGCCUGUUUGAUGCAUUGCCUGAAAAGUGUGUUGUUUCAUGGUCACUGCUGAUCUCCGGAUAUGCCCAAAACGCCAUGUCCAAGGAAGGAUUUCAAUUGUUUCGUGACAUGAUCUUGGAAGGAAUCUUGCCUGACGAAGUUUGCAUGACCAGCGUUUUGGAUCUGUGCAGCCACACCGAGGAUGCACUGCGGAUCUUUAGAUACUUGGAGCAGGAUCUUGGCUUGAGGGCCGUGAGGGAGCACUACUUGUGUUUGAUUGACAUCCUUGGAAAAUCUGGAUGGACGAAGAGAGCUCAAGACUUGAUUCAAAGCAUGGGCUACAGUGAAGCUUGGGCAUCACUCCUUGGAUCUUGCAAGAUCCACAAUGAUCCUUCAAUUGGAGCAAAAGCAGCUGCAGAGCUGGCCAGCUUUGAUCCAGAAACAUCUGCAACUUACGUGUUGUUGUCCACUAUAUAUUUUGAAAGUAACUCUUAA